Molecule: messenger RNA, 1860 nt
Organism: Rubroshorea leprosula
Lineage: Eukaryota; Viridiplantae; Streptophyta; Magnoliopsida; Malvales; Dipterocarpaceae
Source: the annotation of a GenBank genome assembly
UAUUCCGAUAUUUCCUUCGAGGAGUUAAUCAUGGCGAAUGCGCUUAGGGCUGUAUUAAGACAACUUCUAACGCAAGUAAAAAGGUGAGAGUACAGCAAGAUCCUGGAGCGAAAACCAUGGGGUCGGAGGUGGAGGUAUCAGAGCCGUUGCUUUCGGGGACCAACAAGAUCAGUACCUUUCCGUCGGAACGGGUGCCGGAAUGGAAGGACCAGAUAACGAUCAGAGGGUUGGCCGCCAGUGCCAUGCUGGGGACUCUGUUUUGCAUCAUUACGCAAAAGCUCAAUCUGACGGUCGGUAUCAUCCCGUCUCUGAACGUCGCCGCUGGCUUGCUGGGAUUCUUCUUCGUGAAAUCGUGGACUGGUUUUUGGUCCAGGUUAGGAUUUCAGGUUAAGCCUUUCACGAAGCAAGAGAACACAGUGAUCCAGACUUGCGUGGUCGCUUGCUAUGCCGUUGCUUGUAGCGGGGGUUUUGGUUCAUAUUUAAUUGCAAUGGAUGAGAGAACAUAUAACCUUAUCGGUGUGGAUUACCCUGGUAACCGUGCAGAAGAUGUUAAGAACCCAGGGUUGCUGUGGAUGAUUGGUUUUCUAUUUGUUGUCAGCUUCAUUGGGCUUUUUAGUCUUGUUCCACUAUGUAAGGUCAUGAUCAUGGAUUAUAAACUUACAUAUCCUAGUGGAACAGCAACAGCAGGGUUGAUAAAUAGCUUUCACACCAACAAUGGAGCUGAGCUUGCAGGCUAUUUCCCUUAUACUUGGGGAUGGACUAUACAACUUGAUCAAGAUAAAGGAAAUGUGCAAUACAGGCACCAAACAGAGCGGCCUUCCAAUUAUGAUGAUACUUUGAGAAUACUAACAGAGCAGAGACAAAAAGACGAGACAUUCCUUAAAGACAGGAUACCUUCCUGGUUUGCAGCUUCAGGAUAUGUGGGUCUGGCUGCUAUAUCAACAGCUACCCUUCCAGUCAUCUAUCCACCCCUAAAGUGGUAUCUGGUUCUUUGUUCAUGCAUUAUUGCCCCUGCCCUUGCCUUCUGCAACUCUUAUGGAACGGGACUCACAGACUGUAACUUGGCUUCAACUUAUGGAAAGAUCAGUCUUUUCAUCAUAGCUUCAUUAGUUGGAAGCAACGGUGGCGUUCUGGCUGGUUUGGCAGCAUGUGGGGUUAUGAUGUCUAUUGUCUCCAGUGCAGCUGAUCUAAUGCAGGAUUUCAAGACUGGUUACCUCACUCUAUCAUCAGCCAAGUCCAUGUUUGUGAGCCAGUUAGUCGGAACAGCCAUGGGCUGUGUCAUUGCCCCUCUCACAUUCUGGUUGUUUUGGACUGCUUUUGAUAUUGGGUCACCUGAUGGUCCAUACAAAGCACCCUAUGCUGUCAUUUUCAGGGAAAUGGCCAUUCUUGGCGUUGAGGGUUUCUCACAGCUCCCAAAACAUUGUCUGGCUUUAUGUUGUGGGUUCUUUGCAGCCGCUCUUGUUAUUAACCUCCUUAGAGAUGUGACUCCAAAAAGAGUUUCACAGUUCAUUCCGAUUCCUAUGGCCAUGGCAAUUCCAUUUUAUCUUGGAGCUUAUUUCGCGGUCGACAUGUUUAUUGGGACUGUAAUAUUAUACAUCUGGGAAAGGAUUAAUAGGAAGGAUGCUGAGGAUUAUGCCGGGGCAGUGGCUUCUGGUUUAAUCUGUGGUGAUGGAAUAUGGACGCUACCAUCAGCUAUUCUCUCGAUUUUCAGGAUCAACCCACCCAUCUGCAUGUACUUUGGUCCUUCUUCAACUAGUUGAGCUGGGUAACCAGUGGCCGGAUCAAUAUUUCAUGAAUGGGGUGUUGAUUUAAACACAAGAUUAAUUGGAUUAUAAUCCGUAAUAUAUCUCAUUCACAGAC